GCAGGUUGUUGCAGUGGCCACGGCUGCUGCUUGCGGGUUGGCGGGCAACUCUGUCUUCUUCUCCACGGUGCCUCUCAGGAAGCAGCAGCAGCAGGUGGUGGUGGGUAAAAGCUCUAGCGACGCCCCGGUUCCCCUACCUCCAUUUAUGGCUCCUCCGCCGGGGCUGCUGCUUCUGUCUUCGCCGGCCAACGCAACCUCCUACCCUGCCAUGGCGCCUGGCUGGCUGAAGAAGCCCAACUGCGUCUAUUGGGACGACAGCUGGGACAG
Podarcis lilfordi (Lilford's wall lizard) is the source of this 267-nucleotide messenger RNA. Lineage: Eukaryota; Metazoa; Chordata; Lepidosauria; Squamata; Lacertidae. The record is from the annotation of a GenBank genome assembly.